UUCUCCCAUGGCUUCCUUAGUAUCUUCAAGUUUGAAUGCAGAAGCUCCCGAAUUUCACCCCAGUAACCAAGUGCAUACCCUUCAUCCUCCAUACUUCACUUUCGCUCCUCUCAGACAUCAACCUUCUUACCCUUUAUUAUAUUACUACUAUCCCACUGCCACAAAACAUCAUUUUCAUUCAUCAACUUACUUUUCCGUUCGCAUUCACCCAGACCUCACCACCGCAACUCCAACUUUUCCACCAUCUAGCGGUGUGAAAAAUGAAAUGGCGGUGGAGGCGGCAUCUACAGAGGGUAAUGAUGGAGAAUUGAAAGGCCGUAGUUCUCAUGGAUUGAGAAUCCCGAAGUUUGAGUGGAGGAAGAAGGGACUAGAUGUUGCUGAAAAAGACCCUAAACAUAACAAUGAGAGUUUGAGAAAGAAUCAUCACCGAAAAUAUGUUUGUAUUCAUGAACGUUCUAGGGUUUCCACCGACAGGAAGAAUAAAGGAAGUGGUUUUCCUGUGGUUCCCGUUCGUCUGGACGGAGAUGAAACAACUGUUAUGAUAAAAAACAUUCCUAGCAAAUAUACUCGAGACAUGAUAGUGAAGUUCUUGGAGAACCAUUGCAUGGUCGAAAAUGCAAAAGAUCAAGAGAAUGGAGAAGAAAACACUUUCUCCUUUGAUUUUGUUUACUUACCAAUAGAUUUCAGAACUGGGUUGAAUAAAGGAUAUGCAUUUGUUAAUUUCACUAAGCCUAGUGCAGCUUGGAGAUUUGUUCUGACAGCUUCAAAUCAGAAAUGGGAAUUGUUCCUUUCCCACAAGAUACGUGAUGUGGUCGCCGCACGCCUCCAGGGAAAAGAGAAACUGGAGAAACAUUUCGGAAGUGUGAAUUUUCCCUGUGAGUCCGAGGAAGUUCUGCCACUAUGCUUUAGUCCACCUCGGGAUGGUGUAAUCAAAGGAAGCCAAAGGACAUUGGGGAGGCUUCUCUAUAUGCCUCAGUAGUUUUUUAUUAUCAUUUCAUGGGUUAUCGUAUAUGUAGUUAGGUUUA
Molecule: messenger RNA, 1025 nt
Organism: Lathyrus oleraceus (garden pea)
Lineage: Eukaryota; Viridiplantae; Streptophyta; Magnoliopsida; Fabales; Fabaceae
Product: protein MEI2-like 4
Exons: 4
Coding region: 8-979 (323 amino acids)
Molecular function (GO): nucleic acid binding
Source: RefSeq, a predicted model, not a curated record